GCUCUUUUCCAAGGCCCUGGCAACCGGGUGGGCAAUCAGUGUACAAUCUUCGGAUUUGGCUCUAGAAGUCUCAACCCAAUCAUCUGCUAAACAAACUGCCUCUUUGCGACUCCUUUCACACAGACCAUCCUGAUCAUCUGCACACACAGUUUUCCAGUUCGCAUCUAUGUCUGGGGUCAACGGUACUUUUCGAGGUACGCCAAACAGGCGCGGUCAGCUCCCCUUUACAGACAGUCCUUCGAAUAUACCCCGGCCGAAGUUGGAGUCUACGAACACUACAACGCCAAGCGAGAUGUCUGGCACUUCGACAAUGUCUGCCAGUCGGCAGAAGCAGAGCAAGAGAGACGAGGCCAUUCGUCGCAAGAUGGAAGCAGAUCUCAGCAAGAAGCGACAAGUCCCUGCCCGCGCCCGACAUACUCGCAAAGCACCUCCCGGUACCGUCCUCGCCCUGAAGCCUAGCCAGGCCCUGCAGAUCAAACCCAGCACGACCGUAUCCGAAGCCGCUCAAUUGAUGGCUGCCAAAAGGGAAGAUUGCGUUCUGGUGACAGACGACGACGAUAGAAUCGCAGGUAUCUUCACAGCCAAGGAUCUUGCCUUCCGCGUCGUCGGAGCCGGCAUCAAGGCCAGCCAGGUCACAAUUGACCAAAUCAUGACCAAGAACCCUCUGUGCGCAAGAACGGAUACAUCUGCCACGGAUGCCUUGGAUCUGAUGGUGAGGAAAGGGUUUAGGCAUUUGCCCGUUAUGGAUGAGAAUCAAGACAUAUCUGGUAUUCUUGACAUUACAAAAUGCUUCUACGAGGCCAUGGAAAAGUUGGAACGAGCCUACAGCUCAUCCCGCAAGCUGUACGAUGCUCUGGAGGGCGUGCAGUCUGAGCUUGGUUCGAGUCAACCUCAACAGAUCAUCCAAUAUGUCGAAGCCCUGCGCUUGAAGAUGUCUGGACCGACCCUGGAAUCCGUUCUCAAUGGCCUGCCUCCCACUACCGUCUCUGUUAGAACGUCGGUGAAAGAGGCUGCACAGCUGAUGAAGGAGAACCAUACAACAGCCGUUUUGGUGCAGGAUCAAGGCUCAAUUACUGGCAUUUUCACAAGCAAAGAUGUUGUCCUUCGUGUCAUUGCACCCGGGCUUGAUCCUGCGAACUGCAGUGUGGUUAGAGUCAUGACUCCUCAUCCUGAUUUCGCACCAUCGGAUAUGAGCAUCCAAGCAGCGCUAAGAAAGAUGCAUGACGGCCAUUAUCUAAAUUUACCAGUCAUGAACGAGACGGGCGAGAUUGUCGGCAUGGUUGAUGUUCUGAAAUUGACCUACGCUACACUCGAACAGAUCAACACUAUGAAUACUGGAGAAUCUGAAGGCCCUGCGUGGAACAAAUUUUGGUUGUCUAUGGACAAUGACACAGAGUCAGUUAUGUCUGGUGAAGGCAGCCACCGGCCGACGACACCCGGUCAUCGCUCCGUGAUGGAAUCCGAGGUUACUCGUCCUGGCUUCGAAAGAGGUGACAGCGUGAUGCCUCAAGACUCGGCUUCGCAUCGUGGAGACGAUAUGCAAUCUGAGGUCAUUCCCUCUAUUGAAGCUCCCGAAGACACACCGUUCCCGUUCAAGUUCAAAGCCCCGAGUGGACGAGUACACCGAAUACAAAUUGUGGCGAGAAACGGAAUCGCUGAGCUUGUCUCCUCUGUGACUGCUAAACUGGGCGGCGAAAUCGAAGCUGUUGGAGGUGAAGCAACUGUCGAGGACGGUGCAUUGGGAAAGUCCGGAUACGCCCUAAGUUAUAUGGACAACGAAGGAGACACAGUCUCCAUCACUACCGAUCAGGAUCUGCUGGACGCCAUCCUACUGGCACGGCAAAGCAAGCGAGACAAGGUCGAUCUAUUCGUGCAUGACCCCACCCAAGCGCCAAUUGUCGCAACAAUCGAGCCUCGACCACAACUUUCGAAGCCUCCGACCCCUCCCGAGUCUGUCAUGAAGGAGAUUGCGGCUAUGGAUGGUGCAGACAGCGAAGAGGAAGAAACUGCUCCGGUCAGAACGCUGAGGUCCAAGAGAUCACCGGCAACAUCCAUGCACCAGAAAGAGGAACAACCAUACAUUGCCGGCGUGCCGAAUGAUUUGUUGUUACCUGGUGCUAUUGUGACCCUUGCUGUUGUGAUUGUUGGGGUUUUUGCCAUCAGUCGCGCCACAUCCAAAUAACGAUACCCAUGGCAUGAAGUGUUUUGUUGAACAAUUGAUUUUCCAGCAUUGCUUUACCCGGUCUUAAUUCGACGACAAGUACAGAUGGUUUUAAUGGAUCAUUCACUGUACUAUUCAAUUUCAGUUCAGGCACAAGGACAGCCCGUCAGGGGAUGUGAACUAUAGAACCUAAAGAAUCUUAACUCGCAAAAUUUAUAUCAUACUAUUCUGUCU
Molecule: messenger RNA, 2395 nt
Organism: Exophiala xenobiotica
Lineage: Eukaryota; Fungi; Ascomycota; Eurotiomycetes; Chaetothyriales; Herpotrichiellaceae
Exons: 3
Coding region: 167-2182 (671 amino acids)
Molecular function (GO): protein binding
Source: RefSeq, a predicted model, not a curated record